Molecule: messenger RNA, 4900 nt
Organism: Hemiscyllium ocellatum (epaulette shark)
Lineage: Eukaryota; Metazoa; Chordata; Chondrichthyes; Orectolobiformes; Hemiscylliidae
Product: sialic acid-binding Ig-like lectin 13
Exons: 8
Coding region: 131-1405 (424 amino acids)
Source: RefSeq, a predicted model, not a curated record
AGAGGCAACAGCACAGAAAGACGGCAUUCAGUCCAAGAAAGACUGGGACAGCAGUCACUCCCCAAGCCAGCAGUUGAACAGUUGCAUGAGCCUGAGAGGGAGAAGCCGAUGAAAUAACUGGGAAGGGACUAUGCUCGAGAAGUCUUACUUCCUGCUCUCACUUCUCCAAGCUGGACUGGCACAAGAGUGGGAAGCCAAUACUCCACGUGAGGUGGUGGCACAGGAAGGUUCCUGUGCACAGAUUCCAUGCCGCUACAGUUACCCUUCACAUCUGGCAAACCUCCCGCCAGUCGGAAUUUGGUUUAAUAAUGAGGAUCAGAGAACCCUGCCAACUGUUUUUCACUCCAAGGAUCACAGUCGUGAGUUGGCACGGUUCCGCCAUCGCACCCAGCUGUCUGGUGACUUGAAAGACGGAGACUGUUCCCUGAUUAUAAACAACAUCACACAGGAAGAUGCAGGAUCCUAUUAUUUCAGAGUAGAAUUUGUCAAUGUGAACAGUUACAGCUACCGUCCUGCCACCCAGCUUCACGUUUCUGAUUUCAAAGAUAAACCCACGAUAUUCCCUGAGGAAAUUAUCGCGGGGAAGCGUGUGAACCUAAGUUGCACCUUCAACACAACGUGCAAUGGAACAGCUCCUGUCUUAACCUGGGAUACUCCCACUGCCAUACCUGGAUCAGUCUCAAACACUGUAACUCAGCACGGAGUCACUCUGAUCUAUACUUCUGUUCUGAGCCUGAUCCCAUCACCCAGACACCAGGGAAAAACUCUCACCUGCAGAGUGAGUUAUCCAACUGUUUCAUCAGAGCAGAUCUUCGUACUGACAGUGCAAUACUCACCAUGGAAUCUCACAAUUACUUUUCUUCGUGUGGUUGAAGAUUCAUUGAUCAAUUCUACUGAUAGGAAUUCUAAAAUGAUAAUCUGCUCUGUGGAGAGUUUCCCAGCUUCUAACUUGACAUGGAGUCAUCUUCAUGUGAUAAUGAACAGAACAAGUUCCAACAAUGAGCUGUGGUUGAAGCUUCCAUAUGCUACAUAUCGGAAGACUGGAGACUAUCAGUGUGUGGCAGAGAAUGAACAUGGAGCAGUGGAGGGCUCCAUCACCAUCACUGUGGAUCGUCACGCUUUCGGUGAAUGGAAAGCAGGAUUGUUUGGAGCUGGAAUCGCUUUGAGUGUUGGACUGAGUGCAUUCUUCAUCUUCAGAUGCAUGAGAACAGCAAGAAACACAGGAAGAGACCAUUCAGCCCAAACCAAACAUGUGGGCAGGGACAGCCCAGAGGAACAGUUGGACAAGUCCAGGCAGAAAGACAACAAGGGACAGGAAAUAAAAUCUAAACUGAAUUCAUAUGUUGAAGAGGAUCUGUAUGAAAACUGCAAGUGUGACCAGGGUCCUGUGUAUGGAAAUGUAUAAACAGAAAUAGAACGAGGGAUGCAUCCUCUCUUUUGGUAUUCCCCUUCCCAACUCCAAUGGAUAGAAACCUCUUUUUAUAUCCUUUUUAGUGCCAGUGUAAUCCCAUGCCAGUAAGUUCUCAGUCACAGGAACUGUCUGGGCAAAUCAUCACCCGAUCAGUUAUUCAUGAUGGGAAUCUACAGAUGGUUGUCGACCAGACCAUGCAUACAAAAUCCAAAAUACAAUGCCUACCAGCAGAUGUGAUUCUGCGAUUGGGGACAGCACUUUCUGAACAUCUCAGAAUGUGCCAAACACCAAUUAAAUAAAAACAAAUGAGCUCGUGAACUGCGUCAUUUGAUCGCCGUGACACAUCUUCGUACCCUGGGAUACCCUCUCUGCAAAGAAAAAAAAAAUUAACUUCUUGAACUUCUUUUCUGAUAUAUCUUGAGCCUGAUUACCGGGGAACUGAAAACGCCUAUAGUUUUGUGUUGCUCUGACUGUGACAAUGCCUCAGUUUUUAGAUUCACACUGCUAACCAAUCCAUCCCCUUUCCUCUUGCAGUAUAAACUGUUGUGAUUAUUACAUUUCAGAUUUAUAUCAUGACUGUAACAGAGCGAGGCAGGGAAAUAGACUGUUUGUAGAACCAGGAGAUUUUCUGCAGUCCAGACUGAGAUGGGAAAUAUAGGCAUUAUAGCUUCACCACUGGCUGGAGGACAUCAUUACACUGUGACAUUUACAUUGAUGUUUCUAAUGUAAUUGCAAACUAGAAACGCUGAUAUGAAAUGUUGAUCGCAGAUGUGAGAUUUUCAACAUAUCAUUGCUGGAUGGAGCAACUAGAGGAUGAGCUAAAGCUGCAAUAAUCAACUGUAUCUUCGAAAAUAGAACCAAGCCCACCCUAAGAGCUGACUUGAUGUGUGGAGCUGCAUAUUGCAAAAUCAGUUGCAGAGAUAGAACUCCAAUAUCCUUGUUUUUGUCAAAGUCGGGUUAAAGGUUUCACCCUAGAUCAGAGCUGAAGAAAAUCAAUAAUUCCCCUCCUCUUAAUCUGUAACUGUUCUUUCUCUAUUAAUUAUUGUAGGAGAGAGUUGAGUUUGAAGAGUACUCCUCAAAAAUCAAACGCACCCUUUGAUAGGCUGUCAAAUUGGAGAAAGGGGCCAGUCAUUCCCUUGAAUCUGAUACACAGGAACAGGAGGAGGUCCCAUUCAGUCCCCUCUUUGUGCCUAGGAACAAGAGGAAACUAUUCAAACCUUUGAGCCUGUUACAGAAACAGAUUCCUGAUGAAGGGCUUACGCCUGAAACGUUGAUUCUCCUGCUCCUCGGAUGCUGCCUGACCUGCUGUACUUUUCCAGCACUACAUUCCUGACGCCACAGAAACAGAUUCAGACUGUUGAACUAGUUACACAGGAACAUAAUGGGCAAAUUGGCUAACUCUUCUAAAAUAAAAUAAGGGACACUUUGAUCACUGGGAUGGGGCAGGAGACUCACUGAACGGAUGGGCAGGGUUUACUUGUGAAUGUGAGAGGUGGGAUGGAUUAGUUUCUGGUGUUCAAAUGAGCAUGAGAUGUGAGGUGCAGAAGUAGGCUAUUCAGCCAGCAAAUUGUUUAAAAGUAAUUUUGGUUCCAAGAUACCAUGCUGACCUUUUGUGACUACUUUUAACUUUUCAAUUUGUCUAGCGAUAACCUCCUGAAUGAUUGACUGAAACUCCUUCCUCAUGAGAGACUUUAAUCUAACUGGUCUUCAGUUUCUUGUACCCAGCCUCCCUCCCUUCUUGAAUACUGGGGUUAUAUUGGCUACUUUCCAGACAGGUGGAAACUUCAUUUGGGAUAUAGGGCACUCUACCUGGACCUCAUCUGCUCCAACCAUUCCUUUCUAUUUUUUUUCCUCUUUCUCCCUUUUUGUGUUUCUCCCUGACCUCAGCACAUAUCUGUUGAAGCACUGUCUGUGGCGCUGUCAUGGCCUGGCAUCUUGGCAGCCCAUUGCGGUGUCUUGGCCUGAUCUCUUAGUGGUCCAUGGUGGUCCCUCGGCCCGGUUUAUCAUGGCACAGUGUCGGCCUGAUCUCUCAGUGGUCCAUGAUGGUCUCUCAGCCCGGUUUCUCAUGGCAGACUAUCGGCCUGAUCUCUCAAAGGUCUGGGGUGGUGUCAGCCCGGUUUCUCAAUGCCUGAUGGCAAUCUCUUGGCCCGAUCUCUCGUUGACUUGUGGUGGUGUCCUGGCAUGUGAGGAGUCCCGCCCGGGCACACUCCGGCGGUGCCGUGGGAGAUCAGGGCGGCACUUCAGCAGCAGCAGACAUGGCAUCCCGUUCUAAUGCGGGAAGAGCAAGCGGUGACGGGGGGGGGGGGUCGUACUCCAAUAUCUGAGGUGGCAGCAUCGAGAACGGGCAACUGAGAUCUCCCAGGGAGUGAGAUAACCACCGGACCCAUCAAAGACUGCUGAACUUUUAACAUAUUCUUCUACUUUAAAUUAUGAAGGACUUCAAUGUGAACAAUUACCAUAUUUCUUUAUUUUCUAUUAUUCUAUGAAGGUAAUGCUCAAACUUUUAACUCUAUUCCUCUCACUACUUUGUACCGAAGCUUUUAGUAUCUAAGAUGGCGCAAUGUUUGGCGACAGUAUUCACGUUUCUCUGGGAUCCUGUAUUUCUGUACUUGAGUACAUCUCACAAUAAAAUCUAAAUCUAACCUUUCCAGAAUUUAGUGCACUUUGGAAGUUAACACUAUCACGUCAUUAUCUCAUUUGCCACUUCCUUUCGGGCGCUGGAAUAAAGGCCAUCAGGAGCUGGAGACUUAUUGACCCAAACAUCCAUUAGUGCUUCUACUGUUCACCUGGGGACCGGGUUCCAAGGUGUUUGGGUGAUUAGGACUUUGAUGUUGGGCGUAUUGUCUUGCCUGCUGCUGGUCUUUGUUGUUUCCACCUCAUCACAGCUAGUCAUCAAUUAUGCCCACAUUUUGCCUCCUCCUUCCUAACUAAAUCCCUACACAAUUCAGGAGGUUAACCUUGGUUCCCUGGCCUUUCAUUUUUAUUAACAGUUUCUCGUGUGGAAUCAAAUUCAAUGCCUUCCGGAAAUCCAUAAUUGCAAAAAUUAUGACCUGUUCUUUAUCAUCCACAUCCGUAAGACUGCUCAAAACCUUCAACGAUCUUCAUUGGAUCAGACUUACCUUUUUUAACAAAUUCGUGCUGGUUCUCUCAGGUCAUCUCAAAUCUCCCGAAAGUUCUCAGUCACUCAGUCCCCAGUAAUUGAUUCCUGUUAUGUCUCCAGGUUAAUCAAUUCAAGGUGAUCCCUCUGCACUCUUAAAUCAGGAAACAACACGGCUAGCAACUGAAGGAAACAUUGGGAGUAAAAACAGGAGUGAGAAAAGAAAAAAGAUCAGAUGGUUGGAUAAUAUUGAGGUGUGGACUGAGGGAGGCUUGAUGAAAGCCAGAGAAUAUUAGCAACCCCAGCUCUGGCUAUGGGAGACCCACCCAUGAUCAGAUGGCUCUUAUAAACGUUUCAGUGAUGUUGAUCAUUUUCCUCAUCCAACAUGGUAA